This is a messenger RNA of Prunus dulcis (almond), 1602 nucleotides long. RefSeq names its product UDP-rhamnose/UDP-galactose transporter 1-like. Gene Ontology annotation, molecular function: antiporter activity; UDP-galactose transmembrane transporter activity. The coding region runs from base 299 to 1327 and encodes 342 amino acids. NCBI's taxonomy places the organism in Eukaryota, Viridiplantae, Streptophyta, Magnoliopsida, Rosales, Rosaceae. Gene Ontology annotation, cellular component: Golgi apparatus. The record is from RefSeq and is a predicted model, not a curated record. The transcript is spliced from 5 exons.
GAGACAGCAAAAGCAAAAAAAGGAAAAAAAAAAAAGAAAAAGAGAGAGAGAGAGAGAGAAUAUGAGGCCAGCCAAUAGAGCCUAGCCUUCACCUUUGUCUUUUACAUUGGGUUUUUGCCGUUGUAUAUGUUUAUAUAACUCAAAAACUCUUGCUGGCUCUCAGAGGGAGGUGAGGGACUUCUGCAGCCUGCAAUUCUGUCUGCUUUGGUUGUCCACCUCUCUUCAUAUUGUUGCAUAAACAAAGAAAAAAAAAAACAGAAAACGGUUUGUUGAUUUGAGCUUGGAUCUGAGAAAAAAAAUGGAGAAGGAAAAGAAGUCUCCAGUUUCUGAUGUAGGAGCAUGGGGUAUGAAUAUUGUGAGCUCUGUGGGCAUUAUCAUGGCCAACAAGCAGCUCAUGUCCCCUCACGGCUUUGCUUUUGGCUUUGCCACAACUUUGACUGGCUUCCACUUCUCUGUUACCGCAUUGGUUGGUCUGGUGUCAAAUGCCACUGGUUACUCUGCAUCAAAGCAUGUUCCUUUGUGGGAACUUGUUUGGUUCUCACUUGUAGCCAAUGCUUCAAUCACUGGAAUGAACUUGAGUCUCAUGCUCAACUCUGUUGGAUUUUAUCAGAUAUCGAAGCUGAGCAUGAUUCCCGUGGUAUGCAUGAUGGAAUGGAUUAUUCAUGGAAAACAUUUUUCAAGGGAGGUCAAGAUGGCUGUGGCAGUGGUGGUUGUAGGUGUGGGAAUAUGUACAGUGACUGACGUGAAAGUUAAUGCCAAAGGUUUCCUCUGUGCUUGUGUGGCUAUCUUGUGUACAUCCUUACAACAAAUUUCAAUAGGUUCCUUACAGAAGAAAUACUCAAUAGGCUCUUUUGAAUUGCUUAGCAAGACAGCCCCAAUCCAAGCUCUCUCCCUUCUUGUUCUUGGUCCAUUCGUUGAUUACUUUCUUACUGGAAAACUUCUGUCAGAGUACAAGUUUUCUUCUGGUGCAUUUUUUUUCAUACUACUCUCAUGCUCCCUAGCCGUAUUUUGCAACAUCAGUCAGUACCUCUGCAUUGGACGCUUCUCAGCAGUCUCAUUCCAGGUUUUAGGCCACAUGAAAACAGUAUGUGUCCUGACAUUGGGGUGGCUACUCUUUGAUUCACAGCUCACAUUCAAAAACUUGCUCGGAAUGGCUCUUGCGGUUCUUGGCAUGAUAGUAUACAGUUGGGCUGUGGAGGCUGAGAAGCAACCCAAGAUCCUCCCUAGUACAAGAGACAAUCUGUCAGAGGAGGACCUGAAACCAUUGAAGGAUGGAAUAGCAGAGAGUCCAUUGAAAGACACAGAGCUUGGCGAGUCUAAGGUAUAGGCUUAUCACAGGGCAAAAAGCUUUUUCUUGGACUCAUCUUAUGCCCCUGCUAAAGUACAUGUUUUGACAUUCAUCUGCUCAUGCAGCAGAGUCUUACAAUCUAAUUCUAUUUAUUCACAAAAUAUGUUCAAUUUUUUUUAUCUAUUUAUUUUGUCAGAAAGCAAUUAAUAAUGAAUUUUAGGCUGAACCAGUUGUUGAUGGUCGUAAAAUAUUUGUAUAUGCAUUUCAGUAUUGAGAAAAAGUACAAUUAAUUAAUGCUUUAUUUAUUUUUUUCA